AUGGCCCUGCCGCGUAGGGGGACAGACAGCUUUCAUGGCUGUGUCCAUGAAAACUCCUACGUGUUUCUUCUGGAGCAGCCAGAGCUAAUUCAGACCCCGCCAGCGGUUUAUAUAGGGUGCCCCGCGCUCGCCCGGCGCAUGGARCCGCAGCCUCCCUCUCCCGCUCUCUCCAUCAAGGUGAUGCCGCCGGAGCCGCUGCCCAAGGGGAGCGCCCGCUGUCUCGACCCGCACUCCCGCGCCAUGUCGCAGCCCGACGGGGAGCCGCUGCCUGGCGCCCUGGAGAAGGAGGACGCCCGCUCAGCGCCCAGCACCCCUUCCACGCCGUCCGUCUGCUCCCCGCCAUCCUCCUCCUCCUCCACUCCGUCGGCCGGCAAAAACGUCUGCUCCAGCUGCGGGCUGGAGAUCCUCGACCGGUACCUGCUGAAGGUGAACAACCUCAUCUGGCACGUCCGGUGCCUGGAGUGCUCCGUGUGCCGCACCUCGCUGCGCCAGCAGCACAGCUGCUACAUCAAGAACAAGGAGAUCUUCUGCAAGAUGGACUACUUCAGCCGCUUCGGUACCAAGUGUGCCCGCUGUGGCAGGCAGAUCUACGCCAGCGACUGGGUGCGGCGAGCGCGGGGCAACGCCUACCACCUGGCCUGCUUCGCCUGCUUCUCCUGCAAGAGACAGCUCUCCACCGGCGAGGAGUUCGGCCUGGUGGAGGAGAAGGUGCUGUGCCGGAUCCACUACGACACCAUGAUCGAGAACCUCAAGCGAGCGGCGGAGAACGGCAAUGGGAUCACUCUGGAAGGGGCAGUGCCCUCRGAGCAGGACAGCCAGCCCAAACCAGCCAAGAGAGCCCGCACCUCCUUCACCGCCGAGCAGCUGCAGGUCAUGCAGGCACAGUUCGCUCAGGACAACAACCCCGACGCACAAACGCUCCAGAAGCUGGCGGACAUGACGGGGCUGAGCCGCAGAGUCAUUCAGGUUUGGUUUCAAAACUGCAGAGCCCGCCAUAAAAAACACACCCCGCAGCACACGGUGCCGCCGUCGGGAGCGCCCCCGUCCCGCAUCCCCUCCUCGCUGCCCGAUGACAUCCACUACUCGCCCUUCAGCAGCCCGGAGCGGGCUCGSAUGGUGACACUGCACGGAUACAUCGAAAGUCAGGUACAGUGUGGACAAGUGCACUGUAGACUUCCCUACACUGCUCCACCAGUGCACCUCAAAGCAGACAUGGAAGGACCACUGUCUAAUAGGGGUGAGAAGGUCAUCCUCUUCCAGUACUGACUGCUCGGACCUUUCCUCACGUGCCCAUGGCCCUGGCAGCAGCAGUGCCCCGCUGCCGCAGUGCCCAGCCCACGGCAAUGCCACCAGUCCCACAGGAGGAGCUCAGACCCAGCACUCUCAGCUCUCCCUUUUGACCAGCGCCUGCCGCCCGCUCCGAUUUGUCCAGCGACGCUCCGUGUAUGUGUGUGUUGAGUGCACAGUUACAUUUUACACGUGUUUCUUGUGGACUUGUAGAAUGACCGUGAGUCUCUCCGAGGCAGUGCCAGACACAGGCACGACUGGUGACUCUGCUGUGCUCGCAAGUCUUGCUCCCAAAUCCCAUGGGAUAUGAACAGCCCAGAACAUGCUGAAGCUCUGGAGGGGUSGAUGAUCGCCUCUGAACAUAAAGGAAGGAGGAAUUUACGUGGUUUGGCCUGAUUCUCUUUUUGCACCAGUGAAGCGGUUCCUGGACAUCCCUCCUCCUUUUCCACUCGCAUGUGUGAAAGCUGAAAUUGGCUUUUGGCUCAGCAACUCGAUACAUAGACAGACCUUCCCGAGCCAAACUCACAGGUAGCUGAGACUCCACUGAGUGGAAAACAUGAUGCCAGCUGGAAAUAGGCAGUUUUUCUUCCUCCUCAAAGUGCUUUAGAAUCACAUGACCUUUGAUCACUCAAAGGUAAGUAAAUCUUGGUGUUUUUCCCCCCGUUUAUAGGAGGGGAAACAGAGAUGUCCUAAAGUGAGAGGAACCAUGAGGGUUGGUGGCAGAGCCAGGUUUAGCACACUGAAGUUUUUGAUUGCUGACUUGUUCUUAGAACACUGAAUAUCUCUCUCCUCUCACAGCCAUCUGCCAAAU
This is a messenger RNA of Malurus melanocephalus (red-backed fairy wren), 2098 nucleotides long. It is a transcript of the gene LHX6, whose product is annotated as LIM homeobox 6. Lineage: Eukaryota; Metazoa; Chordata; Aves; Passeriformes; Maluridae. Gene Ontology annotation, molecular function: RNA polymerase II transcription regulatory region sequence-specific DNA binding; DNA-binding transcription factor activity, RNA polymerase II-specific. Gene Ontology annotation, biological process: forebrain neuron development; neuron differentiation; regulation of transcription by RNA polymerase II. The transcript is spliced from 10 exons. The coding region runs from base 1 to 1266 and encodes 421 amino acids. The record is from RefSeq and is a predicted model, not a curated record. Gene Ontology annotation, cellular component: nucleus.